UUGGGGAAGUCCUGAGUAGGGGAGGAGCUGCAGAGCGGCUCCUGGGAAAGUUGGCCUGGGAGCAGCUGCGCUCUCAGUUGUGCUGGUGCUACUACUGGGGCCCGGGCUUGGGCCGAUCCUCUUCCAAUUAGCUCAGGGGUCUUCGGAGUUUGAGAAGGGUAGUGCGCCUUUGGUCUGCGGAAUACCACUCCAAGGGGGUAACCGACCAGCAGGAGCUUCUGAUUGGAAGCUCAGCUACAGAAGCGCUUUUGUCCUGACAGGACCUUUUCUCAAGUGACAGAACUAGUCAGGCCAGCCAAACUCGCAGGCAGUCCCAGCAGGUGUCUCCAGAUCUUCCCCCAGACUCUCUGCCCAGGGACAGGGGGAGGGGGCGGGAUCGGCAACGAGCCCCAGUGGGUGGCUGCCGCCUGCAGGGGCUGCUGAGCCUCCUGGGACGGAACAGGACCGAACCGAGGCGGGAUGGAGCCAGACAAUCAACCAGAGAUCUCCCGGCUCCGCUCCCUCUUCUUCGCUUGCGAUGCGAAUCGCUCUGGGCGCAUCGAACGCGAAGAGUUCAGCGCCUUGUGUGCCGAGCUGAAGGUCCGGCCCGAAGAGGCUGAAGCGAUCUUCCAGCGGUUGGACGCCGACUGCGACGGGGCGAUCACCUUUCAGGAGUUCGCCCGGGGCUUCCAAGGGGCCAGCCGGCGGCGGCGACGGCGGCGGAGCUGGGGCGAGCGGCCACCGCAGCUGGAGCUGGCACAGGGUGCAGUUGCGGUGGAGACAGAUGAGGAAGGAGAGGAGGGAGAGGCAACGGCUUUGGCUGCUCCGUGGGGCAUGAAGAGCUUGGGCCAAGCGUGGCAAGACUUCGAAGUCCGGCUCGGGGAGGAAGCCAAGUUCAUCCCUAGAAAAGAACAAGUUAGCGUUCUGUAUCAGAACAUCAACAUUUUGGAGCCAAGAUUAAUUCAACCUUAUGAACAUGUUAUCAAGAACUUUAUCCAAGAGAUCAGACUUCAAAGCACCGAGAUAGAAAACCUGGCCAUCGCAGUGAAAAGAGCCCAGGACAAAGCCGCCAUGCAGCUGAGUGAGCUGGAAGAGGAAAUGGAUCAGAGGAUCCAGGCCACAGAACAUAAAACAAGGAAAGAUGAGAAACGAAAAGCUGAAGAGGCACUAAAUGAUCUUAAACGUCAGUAUGAAGCAGAAGUAGGGGAACUUCAGGUGACCAUCAAAAAACUAAAAAAGCUGGAAGAACAGUCAAAGACCUUAAGUCAAAAAGAAGAUGUGGCUGCAUUAAAGAAAAGAAUUUAUGAUUUGUCAACAGAAAAUCAGAAAGUUAAAAAAGAUCUUUUAGAAGCACAAACAAACAUAGCCUUUCUUCAGAGUGAAUUAGAUGCCUUGAAAAGUGACUAUGCUGAUCAAAGUCUGAAUUCAGAAAGGGACUUGGAAAUAAUCAGAGAAUAUACUGAAGACAGAGAUUGCCUUGAGAGGCAAAUUGAAAUGCUUCAAACAGCCAACAGAAAAUUACAUGACAGUAAUGAUGGAUUAAGAAGUGCACUGGAAAACACAUAUAGUAAAUACAACAGAUCCUUGCGUAUAAAUAAUAUAUCACCAGGGAGCACACUCUCUAGAAGCAGUCCCAAAUUUAAUGGUGGCCAUUCUCCUCAGAAUUUGCGGUAUGACAGGUCAUCACGUUCUUCCUACGUGGAUGAGGAUUGUGAUUCAUUAGCCCUUUGCGAUCCAAUGCAGAGGAUGAACUAUGAGGUUGAUAGCCUGCCUGAGAGCUGCUUUGACAGUGGCCUGUCGACUUUGAGAGAUUCUAAUGAAUAUGAUUUUGAGGUGGAAGACAAGCAUCAAAGGAGUUUUCAAAGGUCACAGUGCACGCAGGAGAGCUUUGGGGGUGAUGCGUCUGAUACAGAUGUUCCAGAGAUACGAGAUGAAGAAGCCUAUGGUUCUGACAGCAUCAGUACAAUAUUAGGCUGGAAACCCUCAGAAUCUGUUGCUGAAGGGAACUUGGGUACUUCUGCAAGAAAGCCUAUAUCAGCCCUCUCACCACAGGCAAACUUGGCUGAUGGCAACCGUAAAUAUCCUAGCUCAGACAAGGCAUAUAAAAUUGUUCUUGCUGGAGAUGCUGCUGUGGGGAAGUCCAGUUUUCUCAUGAGGCUUUGUAAGAAUGAAUUUCGAGGAAACACCGGUGCCACUCUAGGAGUUGAUUUUCAAAUGAAGACUCUUAUUGUGGAUGGAGAGCCUACAGUCUUACAGCUCUGGGAUACAGCUGGUCAAGAGAGAUUCCGAAGUAUAGCUAAAUCCUACUUUAGAAAAGCAGAUGGUGUUCUGCUGUUAUAUGAUGUGACCUGUGAGAAAAGCUUCCUAAAUGUACGAGAAUGGGUAGAUACAAUUCAGGAUGCAGCGCAUGAAACAAUUCCAAUUAUGAUGGUGGGAAAUAAGGCAGAUCUUUGUGAAGCAGCUUUGGCCCAGGGACAGCAAUGUGUGCCAAAACAUUUUGGAGAAAAACUGGCCAUGACCUAUGGCGCCUUGUUCUGUGAAACAAGCGCGAAGGAAGGCUCCAAUGUUGUGGAAGCUGUUCUUCAUCUGGCUCGGGAAGUGAGAAAAAGAGCUGAUGAUGUCGACAGUAAAUCAAUUACCAACUUGACUGGGACAGGGUCAAAAAAGUCAGCACAGAUGAAGAACUGCUGUAAUGGUUAAAUCAGAAACUUUUGGACCUAAGAAAUCUUAUUUUUCAACAUCAUUAUUAUCAUGAGUAAUGGCAUGGCAUAUACCAGUGACUGCUAGAAUGUGGACAGUUAUAUAACAUGGGUCAUCUAUACCAUGGUUUAUUUCAUCUUAUUGUGGAGCCUCUAUGCAAUCUCCCCUUCUUUUCCAUGUGAUUAUGGGAGUUCAUAAAUAGGGUUUGUUUUUUGUUUUUGUUUUGUUUUGUUUUUUGGCCAUCAGAGACAUUUUGUUCAAGUUCCAAUAAAAUUUUACUGAUAAACUGAUUUUCAAAAACUCUUAAGUAACCUUACUCUCAUAUCAGAACUAGCAAAGAAGCUCUGAUUUAAAGAUUUAUGUGAUAAAUUACUUUCCCAUUACCUCCAAAAAUAUUUAUUUGACUUAUGUAAAUAGUUGGUGUAGUGGAAAUAACCCUGGUCUGGGAUCAGAGUUAUGAUCCCGCCAAUACCCUUAAGCCACCUAGCUGUUACUUAAUGUGUUGGUGCCUCAGUUUCCUCAUGUAUUUAAAAAAAAUGAGAGUGUUGGCCUAAAUAAUCUUUGAAGUCCUAGCCAGCUCUACGUGCCUAUGACUUCAUGGUUUGAAGUACAGAAUGAUUUAUCAUGCCUAUAUCCUUUAGGAAGAAUAUAGCUUCUAGCCACGAAGGUUCCAGCAAUUCAUUAUUUUGAUACAGCAAGAGCAUUAUUUCUCUCACUGUUAAAAAUAAAGAGAAAUGUUUAUUAAAAGUUAAAAGUGAUUGAUAUAUUAUGUCUCAGGCUAUGCUAUUAAUUGAAAAAUCAAUCUUUUAAAAAAAGUAAUGGAUUUUUAAAAAAGAAAACAUUUUGAUUCAUGGGAACUAUUUCUGUAGAGGAAGAAAAAAUUAUCUUGCUAUACUAGAAUAUACUAUGUGUAGUAAGUUAAAAUCUUAGAUUUUAAUAGAAAAUAUUACAAACUACAAACUUCUAAACAAAAAAGGUAUGAUUUGCUGGACAUAUCACUCUGUACUUUUUUUUAAAUUGAAAAAAGUUUUUUGGAAAAAAAUUUUGUAUUGGUAGAUUGAACUUGUACUAUGUUUAUUAGAAACUUUCAAUAUUUUCAUAAGAAUCCCUCAUGAAAACUUAAGUAUUUCAAUUUUAGUAUUAUUUGCAUUAACCAUAUUAAAUAGGACAGAUAUUUAAAACUACUAUCUAUAUUUUUUCAGGGUUUUAAAAUUGGUUCAUAAUGGCACAUCUUAUUUUAAAAUACAGAGAGGAGGUUAUAAAAAAUCUUUCUGGAGUUAUAUAUAUGAAUUAUAAAUAGUCAUUCUCAUUCCCACUCCAGAACACCAUCAAGAGCACAUGUCCUCUCUUUAGAAAUGAGUAUGGCCUUCUGGUUUCUUUGAUGUCUAUGAGAUAAAAUAGGACAACUCUCAAUAUGGUAGCCAAGGUGUUUGUGUCGUAGACAAAAUGCAUCCCAUCUUAUGGUAAAUGAGGUUGAGUAAGAUAAUUUCAGCAUUUUUUUUGCAAUUUAUUUGAAAAACCCUCACAUGUAUUAGACUUGGCUGUCUAUAGGUUUCAGAGGGAAACUAGGAAAACUAGGAAACUAGGAAAAAAGGAAACUAACAUUUCAGUUACUUGCUACAUAGAGCUGAACCAUCGAUUCACCAGACGGAAUCUUGCUCAACUUGACCUACGGUUCAAGUUCAAGGUUUGUUGAUGAAAUUAACAGAAAACUGUUAUUAGUAACAAGAAAUUUAGUAUGCUAACUAAAAAAAAAGUUCAUAAUAAGCUCUGAUUUAACUCUGAGGCAGCACAAUAUUGUGUUUAUUUUUAAUUUUAGUGUACUCUUAAAGAUUUAGUUCUUUAAAGGUGAGUCUACUCUUGAAAAUGGUGCACCAGCAUAAAAACGAAGUUUUGGUCAAAUAAAAUGUCUUGUCUGUGCCAUAUUGUCUUUAAUUUAUGUAUAAAUGUCUUAGUUCUUUUUUAUUUUAAUUUUCAAUGGCCUAGUGAAGCAAAGAUGUUGCUGCUAUCCUUUGGCCCCCUAAUGAUAUGACUUACUUGUGUCUGACAAUGUUAAACUACUGAUGGAAUGCAGCUGAUGUAAAUAUCAUGUGUUAGGACUUUUGUGUACCUAUUGGGAUGUUCAUCAUACCUGAAAGCUAUGUAAUGUAGUACACCUCAUUUUAUGGCACCUAUUUAUUUCCAAGGGAAUGUGUCUUCAUACUUGUCUGAUAGUGUGUAAAUAAGAUUAUGUAUAUUAGAAAGAAGUAUUAUUUUGCUCCAUUGUUGUUUGUAAAGUCAGCUUACCCAUUCAUUAUUAGCAAAAAUAAAAUAUGGCUGCAGGGCUAAAUGAACAACUUGAUUAAAUGUGGAGUUAGUGAAAAUUUCUAAUGAUGUGAUCAGAAUGUGAAACUUAACAUCUAGAGGUUAAUUUUGUUGAAAUAAGACAAACCUACCCCUAUCUCCACUAAGAUGGAAAUCAGCAUCAGGAUGUAGACUUGACCAGAAGUAGAUUAACUUAACAAAAUUGUUUUUACAUCUAAAGACAUAUUUGUUUACUGCUUUAAAAUCAGGUAGAAGAUUGCACUUAAUCAAUUCUUUCUUAUUUCCUUAGUUCUCUUUGUAAGCACAUACCUGGCCCUAUUUAUUUCACAUAGAUGUUAUAUCCUUUCUUAAAAUCAUGAACUCUGGCAAUUUGAGUGGUAUUUUAAUUUCGUUCUGGAAAAUGUCUUUAAUAAGGAGACAUUUUUCAGUCAUAGCUUUUAGUGCCAUUUUUCCCCAAAAUGCAUUUUUCUACUCUUUUGAUAAUUUAAUACUUAAUGUGAUUUGUAUAAACCCACGUUCCACAGCCUUAGUACUGAAAAUAAAGUUUAAAAUAAAAGAUUUAUUUUCAUAUUUGUAUAGCAUUCAUAUUUAGUAAUGAGUCUAUUUUAUAUGUGUGUACAUAUGUAUAUAAUAAAUUUCCUCUGUCUAUAUUAAGUAGGCCUUAGAGUAUGGAAUAAUCAUUUUAUGCUUUUGAUUUCUAUGGUUCAUAUUUUCAAAACCUGGACUGAAUUUCAUUCAUUUUUACUUUUCUUCAAACCGUUAAUAAUUAUGCCAUAAAAUAUACUUUUUAUACCAUUUCUUAUCUCUGUGGAGCCACAAAUAUGCUGUAUGUAUU
This is a messenger RNA of Vombatus ursinus (common wombat), 5818 nucleotides long. Its product is annotated as ras and EF-hand domain-containing protein-like. NCBI's taxonomy places the organism in Eukaryota, Metazoa, Chordata, Mammalia, Diprotodontia, Vombatidae. Gene Ontology annotation, molecular function: GTPase activity; GTP binding; calcium ion binding. The record is from RefSeq and is a predicted model, not a curated record. The transcript has 17 exons. Bases 460 to 2679 code for a protein of 739 amino acids.